AUGUCUUCCAACGAUAAGAAAAAAGCCCCCAAGGCUCCCGCGCCUUCUUCCGCUGCCCAAGCGGCCGCCCAGGCACCUGCUGCCGCGAAGCAUGAUGCCGCUGCCGCCGCCGAAAAGGUGAAAUCUGACGCUCUUAAGGCGGCCCAUGUGGUGGGCGAAAAGGCGCAAGAGGCCAAGGAAUCUGCCUCCAACACCAUCAAGAAUGCCACCAGCGGAUCCGCCGGCGCAGGUGCUCCCUCUGGACACUCUUCCGGAGCCUCUGUGCCUUCUGGAGCCGGGUUUACCUCCACUUCUGGCUCUGUGACCAAACCGGACCUUAAGGCCAGCACUCACGCCCCCGCUGCGGAGGUGGAUGCCGCGACCGCCCGAGACGAGGCCACCAAGGCCCGGAUUCUCGCGCACAUGAACCAGGACCACAAACUGUCGCUCAAGGACUACCUGUACCACUACGGCGGAGUGACGGCUACGGCACAGAUUGCGUCGGUGACUCUGGUGGACAUUACCUCGUCGGCGCUGGUGCUCAACUACUCGCUGGAGUCGGACCACCUCAAUCUGCGAACCCUGUCGAUCCCCAUCAAGCCCGAGCUCGCCUCGCUGGCCGACGCCCGAGAGGUGCUGGUCAACAUGGCCAAGACCGCCGCUGGCGCUCGGGGUUACUCACCCUUCCAGAUCAAGGAGUUCAAGUGGGUGUCGGGCCCGGAUAUUCUUGUCCCCGCGGCUGUGCUCUGGACCGUUGUGGGCCUCGCAGACCCCAACCUCGUCUACAAGAACCCCAAGUCGCCGUUUGUGAUUCUCGUCAACCUGCUGCUUAAGGCCAUUGGACCCCUGCUGCCGUUUGACCGAGACCUCAUUCCCCAGAUUGCCAUCAUGGCCAUGGGCGAAAUCAAGCGACGUCGAAAGGACAUUGUUAAGUGGACCGUCAUCAUCCACAUUCUCGAGUCCUUCUUCUUCAUGCGGCCCAUUCUCAACAAGUACCGAGUCGCCAACCCCACAAAGCUCUACUGGUACAUUGCCUGUAUGAUUGAGGGAUUCCCUUCCCUUAAGAGAAUCUCCAAGCUCGGCAAGUCUCUUGAUAACCAGUAA
This is a messenger RNA of Yarrowia lipolytica CLIB122, 1083 nucleotides long. RefSeq lists its product as uncharacterized. NCBI's taxonomy places the organism in Eukaryota, Fungi, Ascomycota, Dipodascomycetes, Dipodascales. The record is from RefSeq and is a predicted model, not a curated record.